AUGCACAGCGCCUCGUCGAGAAAAAAGAGCACGAGACAUGUCCAGCAGUCCCACCAUUCUAUUCAACACCCUUCCAUUGCUAUCUUUCCAUUCCUCUCAUUCUCCGCAGUUAAACAGGUGGUCACAUGGUCAACUCUCAACGAGCCUCCCCGACAGACCGACAGCGUCGCCUCUUCGUCCCAACCCAUCCAGAGAUCGCAUCGGUCUCAGAAUCAUCUUCCUGAGAGGAAGUUUGGAAAAUGGACCCGAUUGAGGCGAGGGCACUUUGGAGCCAUGAAGUUGUAG
Molecule: messenger RNA, 285 nt
Organism: Penicillium expansum
Lineage: Eukaryota; Fungi; Ascomycota; Eurotiomycetes; Eurotiales; Aspergillaceae
Exons: 1
Coding region: 1-285 (94 amino acids)
Source: RefSeq, a predicted model, not a curated record